GAAUUUGGAGAAAUAUGAGAAAAAUAAAGACAUGUUGAUAUGAAUGGCUUCACCACCAUUGGAUCUGCCGAUCUGCAAGUAAGAUCAAAUUCAACCAACCGUUUGUUUCAGCUCCUUCUUCUUCGCCAUUUCUGCUUUCUUUUCUCCUCGCCGGCGCUGGUUCGCCGCCGGCUUCUCUCAUUCCGGUGAACUUGAAGUGAAUUGUAGUGGCAUCAACCGUAAAAAUCCCCCAAAUUGAAGGUCAUUUUCCAAUCCACGUUAUCUUCCUCCUUUUUCCAUAUCAAAAUUCAGAUUCCCAUUUUGCCAAUUCAAUCUUCCAUUCUCCUGUUCCUGCUGAUUCUUUUUAUCCAGCAGUUUCUACAUUCACCCGUUUAAUAUUUCCUUGGGUUUUCUAGGGUUUACUUGUGCAUUUUUCGGGAUUGAAUUUGGACUACGAAUCGGUUUCUUGAUUCCCAGUUUCUUUUGUGUUAUUGGGCGGGGUUGAUUGAUUCUCCUUUUCGUUUUUUGGUAGAGCUAUCUUGUUCGGAAUUUGAAAUCCGAGGCUUUGUAUAUUGUGAAUUGUGAAUUAUCUGUUUUUCAUCUAGAAUUUUGCUUCUGAGAUUUUCGAUCAUCUAUUGUGUUUGGUCAAUAUAUUUUUUGGGGUUUUCUUUUUCUUGGAUUUUCUUGGGUUUCUUGUUAAAUUAGCGUGUUCUUGGCCUUCCUAUGUAAUUCCGUAAGAAAUGCCGAACUCCAAUUUCCAAGACGCGAUGUACGGUUCCGGAGUCAUGAACAACGGUGGCCGGGAUUUGGAUAGCAUUCAGAACCGAGUUGGCGACGAAGAUGACGACAUCAACGGCGGGGAAGAGUCUAUAGAUAACCCUCAGAUGCGCUUCGAAGACUCUGGGGGAAUGAGCGGCUCGGUCGCGGUAAUGAACCGAGUCCAAGACGUUGUUCCUUCGGCGUAUGUUUCCGGCUCUGAUUACAACCCUUUGACUGGAAACGGCGGUGCUGACCAACUUACGCUGUCGUUCCGUGGGGACGUUUACGCUUUUGACUCUGUAUCGCCGGACAAGGUGCAAGCCGUGCUUUUGCUUUUAGGUGGAUAUGAACUUCCUUCUGGUAUUCCUGCAGUUGGAAGUGUUCCCGUCAACCAACAGGGUACAGAUGGCUUUCCUGUCAGGUCGGUUCAACCACAAAGAGCUGCUUCAUUGAGUAGGUUUAGAGAGAAGAGAAAAGAAAGGUGUUUCGAGAAGAAAAUUCGUUACAGUGUGCGAAAGGAAGUUGCACUCAGAAUGCAGCGGAAGAAGGGCCAGUUUAUAUCCUCUAAAGCUAUUGGUGAUGAAGUGGGUUCUUCUUCAGUUUUGUCUCAGACUUUGGAUUCUGGACAAGAUGAUGGCUUGUUGGAAACCUCAUGUACACAUUGUGGAACCAGUUCAAAAUCUACUCCAAUGAUGCGUCGUGGGCCUGCUGGUCCAAGGACUCUGUGCAAUGCAUGUGGGCUCAAGUGGGCCAAUAAGGGAAUUUUGAGGGAUCUUUCCAAGGUAUCAAACACUGGCAUUCAAGAACCCUCUGCAAAAGAGACUGAACAGAGCGACGGCGAAGCUGCUAAUGAAUCCGAUGCUGCAAUUAAUGUGGAUAUUCUCACUUCUAAUGGUGAUAAAUAGGCUAUAAACCACAAAAGGUAGAUGUAAAAAAGUUGAUUAACAGACUUUUUGCUUAGUGCUUGCUGGUUGAAGUUAGAGCAUUCGAGUAUUCCAACAAAAUUAUAUGGAAAUUCUUCAUGCUCUGCUCUGUGCACUUUAGAGAGUAUAAGAAGAACCAAAAACAAUAAAAGAAUUGCUUUCACCAUUAGUCACCAAUCAUGUAGCUGAAAAUAGAUGGGAUUCAGAGGGUGGGUGGUGAAAGAUUUUGCGGUCUUCAAUGGCCUUUUGGUCAAACUAGAAGAAGAAGCUUCUCACUUAUAAGAAGCUCCGAUCAAAGGCUGAUGAGUUGAGUUGCCUCCACUUGAUGAUAUGAAAUUAGUAAUGUUAUCUUAUUCUUCUUCUACAAUGUCUGAAGAUGUAUAUGCAAUCUUCCCCAUGUAAAAAGGGCAAUUAAAUACUUCAGAUCACUUUUUUUUUUUUUUUUUUUUUUUUGCGCUCAUUUUUACACCCUUAUUUUUCAUUUUCUUAUUUAUAGCCUAGAAGUAAAUAAUAUGUAGUGUAAUUUCUGACCUCUUACCAGGGGUAAUUUAGUUACUUUGUAUGUGAGGGUACAAUAAUUUCAUCUUCUUGCUUUUCAUCUUUCCCUUAUGGUAUGAGAAGUUGAAGAUUCGUUGAUGUAUUCGUAAA
Benincasa hispida (wax gourd) is the source of this 2309-nucleotide messenger RNA. RefSeq names its product GATA transcription factor 19-like. The record is from RefSeq and is a predicted model, not a curated record. Gene Ontology annotation, molecular function: sequence-specific DNA binding; zinc ion binding; protein binding. Gene Ontology annotation, biological process: regulation of DNA-templated transcription. Lineage: Eukaryota; Viridiplantae; Streptophyta; Magnoliopsida; Cucurbitales; Cucurbitaceae.